CCUGAUGUCCGUCCGGUGGGUCAUACGACUCAUCUCAUCUAUUCAAAAACUCAACCAUGGUUAAACUUAAACACAUCUAGUUCCAAAUCAUCAGGCCAGUGCCUCUAUCUUCUCCGUUCAGAUCUUCCGAUCACAGCUACCUCCGAACAAUUUUCCGAAAUUUUGAAUUGUUGCCGUGACCUGUUUUGAUUUCGAUUUGUGUGUCUAGUUGUUUGAGCUAUGGGGCUCUUUGAUGGAUUACCUGUUCCGAAAGAUAAAGAGUAUUUAAGAGAGGAUCUUGAGAACGUAGACGAGAGUUGGACUGUAGCACGGUUCGAUUCAUUACCUCACGUUGUCCAUAUCUUAACUUCGAAAGACCGCGAUGGUGAAAUCCAAGCAUUGAAAGACCAGAGCGAUAUUGUCGAGGAAGUCGUGGAUGAAGUUGUUCAAACUUAUCAUAGUGGAUUCAACAGAGCAAUUCAGAAUUAUUCACAGAUAUUGCGAUUGUUUAGUGAGUCUACUCAAAGUGUAGGAAAACUUAAAGUUGAUUUGGGUAAUGCGAAAAAAGUGAUUAGCGCUCGUAACAAGCAGUUGCAUCAGCUUUGGUAUCGGUCCAUGACAUUGAGGCACAUAAUCUCGUUGUUAGAUCAAAUUGAGAACAUAGCUCAGGUUCCAACUCGUAUAAACAAGCUUAUUGAUGAAAAUCAGCUAUAUGCAGCAGUUCAAGUACAUGUUCAAUCAGCUAGAAUGCUUGAAAGAGAGGGACUUCAGUCGGUUGGCGCCCUUCAAGAUGUCCGAUCUGAGCUGGCAAAACUGCGAGGAGUUCUCUUUUACAAAGUGUUGGAAGCUUUGCAUGCCCAUCUUUAUAAUACUGGUGAAUAUAGCUCAGCUACCCCUAGCAUGAAUGAAAAGGAUGAUGCUAUUCCAACCACAACCGUUGCUGCAUUUUCAAUGAACAAUUCCCAGUCUCUCUCACGGAGAACCAGAUUGCAAAAAGGCGACAGUCAUGUCGGUGCAUCUGGAUUCGCAAGUUCUGUUGAUGGAGGUUCCUCAUAUGAUGGCCAUGACGAUGAUGACAUUGACGGUGCUGACAAUGCUAAGAAUGUUCCUCGUCUUCCAGCAUGGCUUUCGGAAUCCACCCCUGAUGAAUUUGUUGAAACAAUGAGAAAAAGUGAAUCUCCGCUUCAUGUGAAGUAUUUGCAAACGAUGGUUGAGUGCCUUUGCAUGCUUGACAAAGUUGCAGCUGCUGGUGCUAUAAUCUGCCAAAGAUUGAGACCAACGAUUCAUGAAAUCAUUACAUCGAAGAUUAAAUCUCAGGCCGAAUACGUAAAUUCUUCUAGGCCUGGUGUGGGCCAUGCUGCUCGAACUGCUACAAUAGGUCUUGAGUAUGUAAAAGGACACUUACAUAAAGAACAACAUAAAAACGGGACAUCGUUAGUUGGAUCGCUAAUGGCAGUCAGCCCUGUGACACCUGUCAUGGCUCCUAUGGGUGCAGCACAAUGUGCAGCAAAGGAACUUCUUGAUCUGAUUCUAGAUACCGUCGUUCGAAUAUUUGAUAACCACAUUGUUGUUGGGGAGCUGCUUGAAUCAAAAUCUUCUCAACAAGCACCAAAGGCUACGGUGCGUGAGAUAUCUGGGAACCUUGAUUCUGAAGCAUCUCAGGCGACAGGUGGCUACACUAUCGGCUUUUCCAUGACGGUUUUACAGAGUGAAUGCCAACAACUCAUCUGUGAGAUUCUGAGAGCAACCCCUGAAGCUGCGUCUGCUGAUGCAGCUGUUCAAACAGCUAGACUUGCAAGCAAGACUCCUUCAAAAGAAAAGAGGGAUAAGUCAGAAGAUGGCCUUACAUUUGCCUUCCGCUUUACUGAUGCUGCAGUUUCCAGCCAGGGUGCGGAUUUGAUGCGCCAAGGACGAAAUAGGAAAGGUCAAAAUGUCCAAGAAGGUUACGGUUCAGCUUCCAUCCUACCAGAGCAGGGAAUAUACCUAGCAGCAUCUGUAUACCGACCUGUUCUGCAGUUCACAGAUAAAAUCGCUACAAUGCUGCCUGAAAAAUAUUCUCAACUAGGAAAUGAUGGAUUGCUGGCUUUUCUUGAGAACUUUGUAAAAGAUCAUUUCCUGCCAACUAUGUUUGUUGAUUACCGGAAAGGCGUUCAACAAGCAAUAUCAAGUCCAGCUGCAUUUCGCCCACGAGCAAAUCCUACUGCUGCUUACACACCGUCAGUUUCUAAGGGACGGCCUAUCUUACAAGGACUUCUGACCAUAGAUUUUCUGGCCAAAGAGGUUCUUGGGUGGGCCCAAGCAAUGCCAAAGUUUUCUGGCGACCUUGUGAAGUACGUGCAAACAUUCCUCGAACGGACAUAUGAAAGGUGCCGCGCGUCGUACACUGAGGCAGUUCUUGAGAAGCAAAGUUAUAUGCUUAUUGGAAGACAUGAUGUUGAGAAUCUGAUGAGGCGUGAUCCCGCAAGUACUUUUUUGCCAACCUCACUUGCCCAUGCAAAUGCAGAUAACCAUAUCGCUGAUGCAGAAAAUGACGGUGUUGAGCUGCAAAUAAGUGAAUUACUGAUGAAACUUAGGCCGAUAAAACAGGAGUCUUUAAUUCGUGAUAAUAACAAGCUCGUAUUGUUGGCAUCGCUUAGUGAUUCAUUGGAGUACAUUGCUGACUCUAUAGAAAGGUUCGGGAAUGUUGCUGGAAAAGCAUCUGAAACAGAAAUUGAUUUGAAGCCUACACCUGUCCACCAUAAACGAAAUAGCAGUUUACCUCCUAAGGAUCUAGCAGCAUUUGCUGAGGAUUAUAGAAAGCUGGCAAUCGAUUGCCUAAAGGUUUUACGCGUAGAAAUGCAAUUGGAAACAGUUUUCAAUUUGCAGGUAAUGGCAACACGGGAAUACUUGGAGGACCAAGAUGCUGAGGAACCUGAUGAUUAUAUCAUAUCAUUAAUCACCCAGAUAACUCGUAGAGACGAAGUGAUUGCUCCUUUCAUUGCUCCAACCAAACGGAACUAUAUAUUUGGCGGAAUAUGUGCUGUUGCCUCACAUGCAUCCAUCAAGGCUUUGGCAGAGAUGAAACACAUCAACCUUUUUGGUGUUCAGCAGAUUAGUAGGAACACAAUUGCGUUAGAACAGGCACUGUCCGCGAUACCCUCGAUCGAUAGUGAAUCUGUGCAAACGAGAUUCGAUCAUGUUCGAACUUACUACGAGCUGCUAAACAUGCCAGUUGAGGCCUUGCUUGCCUUUAUCACCGAGCAUGACCGUUUAUUCAAUCCCAUAGAGUAUUACAACCUUCUAAAGGUCCAAGUUCCUGGACGCGAAGUUCCAGACGAUGCGAAAGCUAGAAUGGCAGAUAUAUUACCAAUUUAAGUGCUGCGAUGGCGUAUUUGUUUGUUUAGAUGUUCAGAGGUUGUUGUCGUUUGUCUGUUUUGUUUUUUAUAUAUUUUUUCUGAAGGUAUCAAUUUUGUAUUCUUUUGUGUACUUUUGGUAUAAGGCCUCUUUUGGUCCGGCUGUCAAGAAAUCAUCGUAAGUAGCAUGUAUUUUCGUGUAAAUUGAUCGACACAAGUUUUAUAAUGUCCGCUAUUAUCGGGAUGAAUUUUUAUUUAAAAGGUAUUGAAUUCUCAA
This is a messenger RNA of Helianthus annuus (common sunflower), 3588 nucleotides long. RefSeq names its product exocyst complex component SEC8. The transcript has 26 exons. Gene Ontology annotation, cellular component: exocyst. NCBI's taxonomy places the organism in Eukaryota, Viridiplantae, Streptophyta, Magnoliopsida, Asterales, Asteraceae. The record is from RefSeq and is a predicted model, not a curated record. The coding region runs from base 220 to 3333 and encodes 1037 amino acids. Gene Ontology annotation, biological process: exocytosis; Golgi to plasma membrane transport.